Ilex paraguariensis (yerba mate) is the source of this 729-nucleotide messenger RNA. Lineage: Eukaryota; Viridiplantae; Streptophyta; Magnoliopsida; Aquifoliales; Aquifoliaceae. The record is from the annotation of a GenBank genome assembly.
CCUAGACCGACAGACCACCAAAUCUCUUCCCCCAAAAUCUGCAUAAAAAUAAAAUUAUUCUUCGUUCUUGAGCUCGCUAGGGCAAGCACGUUACACAAAAGAAAAAGAAAGACCAGAGAUAAUCGAACACACCUUCACAAUCUCUCUCCUCCGUAUUCGCAGAAGCUAUCUCUGCAUCAAUGGCGGACUCAACCACCUCCCCUGAAACCACCAUAGAUCCCACUUCCCAACAGCCCGAACCCGAUAACCCUAACCAACCCGUUCCAUCGUCAUCACAGCCACCACCUUCUUUAAAUCCACCCACAUCUGUUACUCCAAACCCUAACCCGAACUCAACUACGCCGCCGCCGCCACCACCACCACCACCACCACCAGCGCCAUCUAUCCAACCAUACUCCGCUAUGCCUCCGACGGUACCGUCUUUCCGACCGGCGGCGCCACCAGUUCCGGUCCCUUCUAUUCCGCAAUUUUCGCCUCUUCCGAACCCUAAUUUGCAGGCUCCUCAUAAUUAUCAGAAUCCCGGAGUUCCGCCACCUGGUGUUAGUACGAUGCCACCAGGUAUGAUACCGCCGGCGGCAGUGAGCGGUGCUCCGCAGGUUGCAGUGUCGCCGGUGCUGCCAUUUAUGCCGCCAUAUGCUCAGCCAGGUCAGCCUCCAAAUCCGGCAAUGAGACCAUACUCUCCGAUGCCGAAUGGAUACCCAGUUCCUCAAGGCACAAUUCCUCCUCCGG